Echinococcus granulosus is the source of this 1245-nucleotide messenger RNA. RefSeq lists its product as hypothetical. The record is from RefSeq and is a predicted model, not a curated record. The coding region runs from base 1 to 1245 and encodes 414 amino acids. Lineage: Eukaryota; Metazoa; Platyhelminthes; Cestoda; Cyclophyllidea; Taeniidae. The transcript has a single exon.
AUGAGGAUUGGCAGUGGGAAUCGUCUCCUCUGUGGACCAAAAUCAGACUUAUAUAGGGAGUACUGCAAUACGAAGGAGGAGGAGGAGGAGGAGGAAACAGUUGAUGACUUGACCAGUUACAUUUAUGUCACGUCAAGCAUUGGUGUCAAAUAUCGAGUCACCUUUACAGCUGAAAAUGCUACGCUUGAGCCCCUCUUCAUUCUACCACGAAAUUCACCUCCAACUCAGAAUGAAAAGAUCAGUCAGAUCACUUCGCGCAUGAAGGUGUACGAAGAUCCAGGCAAACUGAAUUACGUGGCAGUUAAACGACCCAAAUUUAGCCUAAUUGAGAGCACGAUGUUGGAGAAACCGGCCCCACCGGUUCAGGUGUACAUCUCAAGUCCGAUUACUCCCAAAAAGGGUGUAAAUAGCAUAAGUAGACCUGAAAAAACUCACAACACUGGUUUCAUUUACAUUAAUACUGAUGGUUUUAUCCUGAAGGUAAGGAUUCCACCGCUCUCUAUCAAAAAAGUUCGCCAUCCCAUUACCAAGGAGGUGCGCUCUACAAUGGAGCGUCUGCGAAUGCCCUGCUCAGAGGAAUACAAGAAUAAGGCUCGUCUUCUAGUUCGAUUGGGUAAUGACCUCUUCUGGGUGUACUUUGACCUAAUCGAUUGCAAUGUCACCAGACUGUCCGAGCAUAAAUCUCUCGCUGUCCAGACUGAAAAUCACAUGAUAAUUCGGCAGUUCUUUAGCCACUUUACCAAUAAACGAGUAAAUUUGCAGCUACCCGAGAGCACUUACGUCUACCAUGAUCCCAUGGUAGAGAUUCGUCGGGUGAAUCAUUACUUUGCUAAUUUAAACAUCGCGCCUCUUUGGAAGUACCAAAUGUAUCAGAAGAGAAUCACCCAAAUGCGCGAGCAUACUACACUGGAGGGAGAGAUAGGAAAGGUGAUAAAACGAGCUCGUGGAUCAACUGUGACAUUUGAUGGAUUUGAUACCAUAGUUACAGCGAUAGGCGGCCUGAUGCAUGGCAUUGUGGUAAGGGGUGACGAUGCCUAUGAGGCAAAAAUUCACACAUUUCUAGGCGACGAGAAGAAGCCUGAAACUGAGGAGCUGCUAAGUGAUUGGAGGUAUGAGGAGGGGGACGAGGAGAUGCAAGGCGAGGCGAACGUCAAUGUGAAUUCAUACCGUCCACAUUUGUGGGAGAAUGAGGAGGUGGAAGAGACCUUGGAGAGCAUGAAUAUGCCUUCUACUGUUGUCAAUUAG